Anastrepha obliqua is the source of this 706-nucleotide messenger RNA. RefSeq lists its product as uncharacterized. The transcript is spliced from 2 exons. Bases 1 to 540 code for a protein of 179 amino acids. Lineage: Eukaryota; Metazoa; Arthropoda; Insecta; Diptera; Tephritidae. The record is from RefSeq and is a predicted model, not a curated record.
AUGGGGAAAGUACCUGAUCGUCAAUCACUUGGGAGUGGCGCGGACAAUUCUUCUGAAUAUGGUCCAAGCAGCUCACAACGUCCGGGCCUCGCCCAACUCACCAAUUACCAAAUCACCGGCGCCAUCAUAUUUUUAUUCGCAUACUUCCUCACCGCCUCCAGCACACCUCUGCCGAAAAUCGAAGCGCUCGGUGCACUUGAAGCAUUGGACUAUGCACAACGUCCGAACGAAGUGUUGCCCAUUCAACCUUUAUUACUCUAUCCGACGUCACGCAAUUUGCAACUCCAAGGUCGCGAACUGGAAGAUGAUGACAAUGAAAUUAUUUUUGUGAAACUGUUGAAGCGCAAAGCCUACCGCCCGACAAACCAGCACUCGAAUGAAUUGAAUGAUGCGAGCAAUGUGCCACGUGAACUUACGAUGAAGGAUAUCUUCUAUGUUAAGGCGCUGGCCAAUGGUCAAUUUAGUCAUCAGCGUCUCAAAUUGUAUCGGCUACCGGAAUUUUAUGCGAUAACUGUGUUUCGCAAGGGAGUCAAACUGUGAACAGUUGUUGAAAGGCACGUACACACUUACUCGUGUGUGUGCGUGUGUAUGUGUAGGUGCAUAGUGGUAAAUUGAAAAAUUAAUUAUAACCAAUAUUUCAAUGGAAUAUCUUCAGCCCAUUUGUUGUAUUGUGUUUUUUUUUGUAGGUGAUUAGGUUAAGUGCCGC